Dipodomys ordii (Ord's kangaroo rat) is the source of this 370-nucleotide messenger RNA. RefSeq names its product CLOCK-interacting pacemaker-like. The record is from RefSeq and is a predicted model, not a curated record. The annotation marks the transcript as partial. The transcript is spliced from 2 exons. Gene Ontology annotation, cellular component: nucleus. Gene Ontology annotation, biological process: negative regulation of DNA-templated transcription; negative regulation of circadian rhythm. NCBI's taxonomy places the organism in Eukaryota, Metazoa, Chordata, Mammalia, Rodentia, Heteromyidae.
GGCAACCAGAUGAAAAGCCUAUCAGUGAACGUGCUUCCAGUCCAGUAAAACAUGGAGAGGAAAAUCCCGUCCAGAGAGAGCCCCAGAAGACUCUCAGCCAAGUUAGCCAGGGGCACAGAGAUGAAAAAAGUAUCUCGGCAGGUCGGCACGGUAGCUGCCGAGUCAGAUAAGGAUUCUGGAUUUUCAGAUGGGAGCUCAGAAUGUCUGAGCUCUGCAGAGCAGAUGGAGUCCGAGGACAUGCUGAGCGCCUUGGGCUGGGGCAGAGAAGACAGGAUGAGGCAGAGCUCCAGUGCUGCAAACAGUGCCUUCCCUACGCUGUCACCCAUGGUUGUCAUGAAGAAUGUGCUGGUCAAGCAGGUGAGGAGGACCA